Oldenlandia corymbosa var. corymbosa is the source of this 498-nucleotide messenger RNA. The record is from the annotation of a GenBank genome assembly. Lineage: Eukaryota; Viridiplantae; Streptophyta; Magnoliopsida; Gentianales; Rubiaceae.
AUGAGGGUUUAUCCUCUACCAAGCAAGAGAAACCUGAGACUGAUGGAGAGUUUCGAUUCUUCAAUGAAUGGAAAUCCUCCUCUCAAGAAACUUAGAAAACUUCCUCACGUUUUUGGCAAGGUCCUAGAAUUGCCCUUUAGAUCAGAUGCUGAUGUUCUUGUUGAGGAUUGCUCAGAAAACAUCCGUUUCAUCGCCAAAAUUGAUGUUGAUGGCGAAGAUCUUGUUAACGAGAUGAAGGUUCGUGCCGUGGAGAUUCAUCCUGGGGUUACAAAGAUUGUAGUGAGGAAAGGUGAUCCUGGAGAAGUAGACUUGUUGCUUGAAAGAUUGAACAUAGAUACAUGGCGGUUUAGACUGCCGCGUUCAGCCCAGCCGGACAUGGCUUCUAUCGUUCUUGUGGAUGAAAAGCUCAUUGUCACGGUGCCUAAAGGUGAUCAUAGAGGCUUCGGCGAUGGAAGCAACACCUGGCGAGGCGAUAGCCGGCUUGUUCUUGUUCAAUAG